AUGGGCUUAAUUGAUGCUAUAGCAGAUACAGGGGUGGUACAGAAUGUUGGGAAUGGUAUUGUAUAUGGUUAUGAGAUGACAGACAACAUUGAAGACCCUGCUAGUGAUUUUUUCUAUAAUGGGCCUGAGCAUGAAAAUGAGCCUGAGCAUGGGCAUGAGUCUGUGCAUGAGCCUGAAUCACCAAUGGUUCAGACGCCCCAUUAUUCGGGUACACAUGGUGGAUCAAAUGAUGCAGAUUCGAAUAGCUCUCAUAGGCCAUUUAUCACACGAAAUGGGUUUGGGAGACAAAGUAUUCAUCGGACGAUCUUAAAGAUAUUUUGGCAGUCUAUAAAUGAACCUUGGACUACUUGUAGAAAAAUUCCUAAGGAAGUUGCCAUUCAAAUGUUUGAGAGUUUCAGGACUCAAUACCUGUGGGAUCUAAAUGAAGAAGUGAUAAUUCGUAAAGGUUUUGAGAAUACACUGAAAGAUCGCUAUAGGGUUAGAAUGAGGGAUGCUAGGGAAGUGUGA
Molecule: messenger RNA, 507 nt
Organism: Lactuca saligna
Lineage: Eukaryota; Viridiplantae; Streptophyta; Magnoliopsida; Asterales; Asteraceae
Source: the annotation of a GenBank genome assembly